AUGACGGUGAACAAGAUGAGGCUUCCAUCCAGUCGGUUCCGGUUUGUGUCAUGGCAUCGCCUGGAGCAAUGUGAUGUCACAGGUGACCAGUUGACCUGCCCCAGGGUCAGAGAAGGGCCAUCAGAAGAGGAGCUGUUUCAAAGAGAGGGGGGUGACAUCUGUUUGGAGAGAGGGAGGAGGAGGGGAGAGGAGAGAGGACAGAGAUGGGAGGAGAGACUGCAAGAGAACUGGGAAAACUGUCUGGAGUUAAAUCUGUCCUACCAGGACUUGGGCGACCCCUUCCAGCAGAAGAAUUUCCUCCGGAUCCUCUGCCGGUUGAUCCGUGUGGAGAAACUACAACUGAUCGAAAACUCCCUCACAGACCUGAGUUCUGUGCGUCUGCCAAGGUGCAGAAUGCUAAACCUGCAGUGUAACCACCUGGUGUGUCUGCGUCAGUUGCCAAAGCUCCCAGCAGUGGAACAUCUUUGUCUGUCUGAGAACGCCAUCGGCUCUCUGGGGGGACUGGGAGCUCUGGGGAACAGCCCACUCCGCUCCCUCAACCUGACCCGCAACCCAGUGACCUUCACUCGGGACUACCGUGCACGUGUUUUCCUCUGUUUGCCAAAUCUAGAGGUCCUGGAUGGAAUCCCCAGGCUGCCAGAAGACUCUCUGCCCAACAGACUACACUUCCCAGAAACCACCAGGAUGUGCAACAUUUUAUGACAUUCCUCCAUGGAUGGAUGUGUAGCUACGUUAUCAGUUCUCCCGGUCCUACAACAAAGCGAUGACAUGGCUAAGGUGGCUACAUGCUUUGUUGCACUGAAGGUUUCAUAGGGCUGUUCAGAGUCAUUUACACACAUUGUGUCACAACUGUUGCCGAAAAACAAUUUUUAGACCACACAGUCACAGGAAAUGUAACGGUAAUGUGCUCCAAGGCCAUGCUAAAUGUUUUUUAUAUGUAGUACCAAUUAUAUAUCUAUUAUUAUUAUGAUAUGUUUGUAAGUCACAUUUUUAUAUAUCAUAUACACAUAUUUUGAUAAUAAAUAGAAACUACCAUAAA
Micropterus salmoides (largemouth bass) is the source of this 1039-nucleotide messenger RNA. RefSeq lists its product as uncharacterized. The record is from RefSeq and is a predicted model, not a curated record. The coding region runs from base 1 to 702 and encodes 233 amino acids. Lineage: Eukaryota; Metazoa; Chordata; Actinopteri; Centrarchiformes; Centrarchidae. The transcript has 6 exons.